This is a messenger RNA of Lucilia sericata (common green bottle fly), 545 nucleotides long. Its product is annotated as adult cuticle protein 1-like. The transcript has 2 exons. Lineage: Eukaryota; Metazoa; Arthropoda; Insecta; Diptera; Calliphoridae. The coding region runs from base 65 to 508 and encodes 147 amino acids. The record is from RefSeq and is a predicted model, not a curated record.
UCAGAAUAGAAACUGAGUUCAUUAAAGAAACACAAAGUUUAGUUUUCUGUAAAUUUUAAUCAAAAUGAAAUUCGCUAUUGUUACCUUGUUCACUUUUGCCUUGACUUUGGGCGUUCAAUCAUCCGUAAUUCCCUUGGGUGGUGUAGUGACACAAAUUGCUGGUCAUUCACUUGCACAUACAGGCGUUAUAUCCCCACUUGGUUUACCCUUGGGUGCUAUUGCUCUUGGUCAUGGACCAGCAGUAGUUCCAGCAGCAGUUCCUGCUGCUAUUUCAGUACAUCCACCAGCCGCUGUCGCUGUACAUGCCCCCGUAGCUGCACCUGCUGCUAUUCCUGCUGCCGUACAUGUUCCCGCAGCUGUUCCUGCAGCUGUACAUGUUCCCGCUGUUGCAGCUGGUCCCGGUAGUUAUGUUGCCAAAACUCGUGGUGCUAUUCACACUGCUCCCUUGGCGGGUCAUCUCAACUCAGUAGCCAAUGUUAAUGUUGCCCCAGCUCCUGGCACUAUCUAAACAUUGAAUUUUUUCUUCACUAUCAUCAACAUUUUAA